Messenger RNA from Diachasma alloeum, 6912 nucleotides. RefSeq lists its product as uncharacterized. Lineage: Eukaryota; Metazoa; Arthropoda; Insecta; Hymenoptera; Braconidae. Gene Ontology annotation, biological process: regulation of transcription by RNA polymerase II. Bases 196 to 5679 code for a protein of 1827 amino acids. The record is from RefSeq and is a predicted model, not a curated record. Gene Ontology annotation, cellular component: nucleus. Gene Ontology annotation, molecular function: RNA polymerase II cis-regulatory region sequence-specific DNA binding; DNA-binding transcription factor activity, RNA polymerase II-specific. The transcript is spliced from 2 exons.
GCGCGGAGCGCGACGAAGCAGUCGCCAGGGAUAAUCCGGGACGGUACUAAUCGCUCUUCAAACGUGCACUGUUCUCACAGCAACGAAGGCCUCGUCACAUUCAUUACCGCCGUCAACAAAUUAUUCCACCACAAUUCCAGCCGAAUUGAUCAUUGCAUUGAGGAUACUCCAGAAGUUGUUGGAUCGACGUUUAUUAUGGAAGAUGAUGACGGUGAGGGUUCAAAUGCAGAAUCACAAGUGCUAACAGACAGUGAAUCAUUGAAAAUCCAUCACAAUUCAACGAGCGAGCGAUCGGACUUGUCUGACGAUGAGAAAGAGGAGGAGAAGGGUGAGGUAGUUGGUGAUGACGACGAGGAGGAAGAGGAGGAGGAAAUUUACCCCGAGAAUUUUCCAACGCGACUGCCAAAUCCAGUGUCACAUCCAGUGUUUAAAGGAUUCAAGAAGCGAAUAAUACAGGAGAAGCCAGCAGAGGAGCCCGGAGAGACUGCCAGUGACGAGAGGAGGGGGCCAAACUCUAGGAGAGGAAAAAUAACUGAGUAUGCUCAGUAUUUGGGUCUCCAGCCAGCAGCCAAGUACAAUAAAUGCUCAAAGUGCAAUGCCACCAAUAGUCAUCGAAAUCAGGGGAGAGACGAGUGUUUGUGCCAGUCACAAGUGGCUGUUGGCACACCAGAGACAUCCCCCACACCAAGUCCCAGUGAUAAUCACCCUAGUACCUCGAAAAUAACGAAUAACUUCAGGAUAACGAGAAAAGUUUAUCUGUGCGCAGCUUGUGGAACAUAUUUUGAAAAUUGGAAUCUCUUUCUCCACAUGAGGGACAUUCACAAACGACACAUUUGCCUGUUCUGCUUGGGAAUGUUUGGGCAGGCCGAGAGGUUGUCCCAUCACCUCGAGAAGAAGCACAGUGUAACGGAGAAGGCAUUCAGCUCAGUUGAGGAUUUUUACAAGGCCUUCAAGGGCUCCUGCUAUUUAAUCUGCUGCUCCUGCGAGAAAGUGUUCUCUGAAACUGAUAAUUUUUAUAAUCACUUUUGCCCCACGUCCCCGAGUGGAGAUAAAUCCCCCGAGGAGGAGGUUUGCAUGGUCUGUCGACACGUUGGAUCGCACGCUGUGACGUGCCAGCGUCACUCGGAGGUGAGUAAUUCUGGCAAGAGUGGGGUGAAGACAGGCUCUAAGGGGCUGAUUGCUAGAUCCAAAAACCACCGAGUGAAGAGGAGUGAGAAGCACAUGCUGACGUCGUACCAGAAAAAAUUGACGCAGCUUUACGAGAGAAAAAUGACCCUCAAGACGGAGAGAAAAUCCCUGGACUCUGCGCCCAGUGAACCCACGGUUUCCAGUGAUGUUUGUACUCCAGAAAUUCCCCAGAGUGUGGAGAAACCGGUGGAGCCCUGUUUGUCGAGGGACACUGUCGCCGAGACUAUUCUGCAGGUCUCCAAGCUCUCCCAGGAUCCCGAAGAGAGUUCUCCCCGCCCUGCCCCCCUAGAAGCCGAAAUUAUUGGCGAUAAACAUAAGGAGUCAGUGCAGGAGGUCGAGAGUCGAGAGGAGAGUAGAAAUAAUUGGGACAGUGUGACGGAGACCAUAAUGAGGGUAUCGCGUUUCGAGGCCCCUGAGCAACUGGAGUCUGAGAAAUUCAGCAGAGAUUGCCCAGGGGACAGAUUAAUCGAGCCCAGUGAUCAAGAGAUGCUGAUCGACGAGUCAAAUCCACGUGAGGAGGCCCCCCACGACCUCGACAGAAGAGACGAAUCCUCCUCGGACGAUGUUGACGACUACGAGAAUAACGAGAAUGACGAGGAGAGCCUCAAGAAACUGGAGUCAACCCCGAUGUCAGUCAGUAGAGUUAAUAGGACCAAAGGUAGCCUGGUGAUUAAAAUUUGUACAAAUAAAAAUUCUCACUACUCCGUCAGCACUCCGAACAUGAAUGGUGUUGACGAAUCCGAGGAUAAUAAUAAUGAGAGUGACUCUGACAACGACAGGUUGACAGUGGCCCUGAGUGACGAGAUAAAGAGGACUCGAGAGGACGUGGAGCCCUCAGAGGGUUUCAACGAAUUGGGGGAUGGGGUUGCUGAUGUUAGUGAUAAUGCAGAGAAUCCUUUGAGUCAGAGCGUGGAGGAGCCUGGGCUCCCCGAGGGCCAGAGGGAGGCGAUCCAGGAGAGGGAAGAGUCAGCCAAAUUAAAUAGCGGAAAUUUCGAGGGAAAUGCUGGAGUAGCAGGAGGCAGAGACAACAUUCAACUGGCUGGUGAGGAUGUACCUACGAUCGACCUUAAUGUCAACGAUCUCCUGGAGAGUCUGCCAGUGGUGGAUCUGCUGAAGGGCUGCAUCGAGGCUGCCAGCCCCACCUGCGUCUACUGCAAUCACGCCAGGCACAUCGCUGUCAACGCCAAACAGCUGGCCCUCCACAUGCUGGCUGAGCACAGAUUUCAGCCCCAACACCCUGCCAUCAUAAUCCAAGCCGAGCAGUUUGUCAACAGGGUGAGGAAAUCCAUCGACCAACUCGAUGGCCAUUACCUCAAUGCCGACAGUUACGACAGUGACAUUGGCACCUACAACGUACCCACAAUUCGCAUGUACGAGUGCUUCAACUGUCGGGUUGUCUCUCACAUACACAAGGACCUCUACUUGCACAAUCGUAAGAUGCAUCAGAAAACAAUAUUAAUAUGUGUUAUGUGUAAAUCAACGUUCUACAGUUACAGUGAAUUACUGUGUCAUCUGUGUCCUGGCAUUUACUCAGCGACAGAGACUGACAUGUCGACUCAAUCAUUAACUUCAUCAAUUUUAAAUCCAAGUAUUAAGUAUCGAUGCUGCAUUUGCACUAUUGAUCCUCUGCCCUCGGCAUUCAGGCUGAUGGUUCACCUCCGAAAACGUCAUCACGCCUGCGACGUUUGCCUCGAGCUGAAUGGCAAUCAGCAGAGGCUGUCCAAUCACGUGUGGAAGCACAAACUCCAGCAUCUCUGCUACAGGUGUGGCAUUGCCUACAGGAAUAAACCGGACAUUACGAAACACCUGUUCUGGAAACACGGGACUGAGAGCGUUUUGUGUAAGAAAUGCCUGCAGAAAAAGUGGCCUCACAUAUACCACUUUUGCAUUCCCCCAAGUGCUUUCAUCUGCGAGGAGUGCAACGUCAGUUUCUCCAGGGCUGUUGCCCUCAAGGUCCACAAGAGGCUGCACUCAAAGGAGGAGCCCUACACCUGUGCCGAUUGCAAUCAGAAAUUUAUAUCUAAAAAGUUGUUGAUGAGGCAUGAAGAGGAGGUGCACAGGCCUCCACCAGAGCCCCCAGAGCCACCAGCAGAGGUCGAUGACAAUUGUGGGAAUAAUGGGGAUGCCAAUGGGCUGCAGGAGGAGGGACUUGCUGAGGGUCUUCAUCAGAAAAGUGGGGCUGAGAGCUCGGGGAAUGAGAGUACAAUGACAGGGGCUUCAGGUCCAACGAGUGCAUCACAAAAUCAGGGGUCUGGGGCCAGCCCCACUGGCACGCCUUCAGGAACACCUGAUCUCCAUUCUGAAUCUCAAAGGUCUGAACCUGUACGAAAAGUCGUGGAUGUCUACGAUUUGCCACCCCUGAAUCUGUCGUCGGACAGUGAUUCUGAUGAUGACGAGAACGAUAAGUCAGAGGGGGUGAGCAGAAAUGAGAGGAAGGAGGAAGCUGAUGGCAUUGAGGAGACGAAAGACGAUAAAGGUGUCGAUGAAUCAGAGCCCAUUGACGAGCACCAGGAGCAGCAGGUCGACAUAAUGAACGGAAUUUGGGAUAAUUUCAAGUUCUACGCUACGACGACUGAGACUAAUCUCGAGGAGUUGGCCAAGAGUGAGGAGAAGAUCAUCGAGGCCAAGCAGAGGGAGCUUGUGAGCAUAAUAACAGCGGAUCACGACUACUGCGUUGUCUACGGUGACUCGAAGAUUGAGGAGGAGCCAGAGGAGGUCCAGAAUUCCCCGAAAACUGUGGAUCUAGAGGAGAAUGGCGUGACCAUAACUGACAGUGUGAAUGAGGCGGAUCAGGCAUUUCUCACUGAAGUGACGAUUAACGAGGUGAACGAGGUGUCGAUCCCAGCUGCUGUGGAGAGUGAUGCUGAGAGGAAAAAGGAGAAAUCGCCGAAGAAGAGGAACAGCAAUUCGUCGUCGAGCGACUCGUCGAGUGAUUCGGACUCGAGCAGUUGCUCCUGUGGGACCAACUGCAGUUGCAGCAGUUCGUCGUCGGACUCUUCGUCUUCAUCGAGCAGUUCCUCGGACUCUGACAGCUCGGCCUCGGAGUCGUCGCCCAAGAAGUCGGAGGGGCGAAAGAGGGAGCGCAAAAGGGGGAAAAAUAGUCAGCACAAACGCCCGAAGGAGGGGAUCGGUGAGAAUGAGGGAGCCAGCAGCGCUGUUAAUGAUGUCAAUGCUGAUGAGGAGGUGAUAAACGCUCACACGAUCGAGGAGCCCAAUGUGGUCGACGUCCAAGAGCAGUACGAAUUGCCAGUCUAUCCCUCGAUUUCACCUGCACCAGUGGUGCCACCAGAGAGACGCAAUGUGAUGCGAGAGUCUGACCUGGAGACCGAUGAAACGGAGACUGACGAGGACUUUUACGACGAGCACCCUCAGGAGUUGGCGAAUAAAUUGCUGGCGGAGAAGAGAAAUCAACUGCUGCAGCUGGCUAAUGUGGCAGCGCCGUCGGAGUCGUCGUCCACUGUGAAGAAUGGGGUAAUGGAGAAUGCCCUGGACAUUGAGAGUCAGACGAGUAGUAGAAAAAAAAUUAAAGUCAAGAAGAGGAAGAAGACGAGUGAGAGCAGGAGGGGGGCGAGGGCAGCGAGGGGGGCCCGAGGCACCAGGGGGAGACGACCGAAGUAUCCGGGGCCUCAGGUGGCUGGUGGGACUCACGUGGAGCCUCCGAUUAAGAUAAACAUUCCAAAGCAGAAAUUCAAUCGUCAGAAACAUCCUAAGAUACGGUUCUCUGCGGUGGUGCCACCGGUGAAUGCAGCUGGUCAGUCUGAGUAUUCGGUGAAUAAUUCGACGGCUGUUCAGACGAGUCAACCGUCGGGGGGAUAUUCCGGGGCCUCUGGUGCGUCGGGGACUGAAACCCCCGGGAGCGAGAGCAAGAGGGCCUCCAAGAGGAAACGUAUUCCAAAGAAAUUCUAUGGGGACUCCAGUGAUGAUGAACAGCAGAAUCAGUAUCCAAAGUGGCGGCGUAUUGAGAGCAAUCCUGGGAUGGUGGGGAGUCAGGGGGCUCAGCAGGGACAUCAGUAUGUGCCAACAAUAACGAUCAAGCAAAAUUUUGGUCCACCACUUCAAUCAAAAUGGUAUAAUGCCGAACAGCAGGCAAAUUUUGUGGUUUAUAACAAUGAAACAGCACCCAGUACACUUGGUGCAUCUGUCACAGAUACUGAAGGGGGAGUGGAUACCAGUAGCGAGUCCAGUGGGUCUGAGGCUGAACCAGCGACUCCACAGCCGUCCACUGAUAGUCAGCAACACGACAAGAGAUUGGAGAAUAAUUUCACUAUUCCAGGGCCAGCUGUCAGUGGAGAUAAAAAACAUCUUUAUUGCUAUUGUCAGUGUCCUUAUGACGAAGUUUCGGAGAUGAUUGCCUGUGAUGGAGGUCAUUGUAAGAUUGAGUGGUUUCAUUUUGAGUGUGUGGGGAUUAUGGUACCGCCCAAGGGCAAGUGGUACUGUCCGGAUUGUCGGAAGGACGAUCCUACACUUAAAAAUGACGAUUUCAUUGACUGAUGUUUGCCCAUUCUCGUUUAAACAAAUUUAAAGAGAUCAAGAUGUUUUUUUUUUCGUUGGUAGUUCUACCGGAGAUAUUCGAUUUCAUAUUUUAGUCCAUCCCCACGCCCUCUCCUUUUUUUAGUUAAUGAACAAAUUCGUUUAAACCAAUUCCAUUUUUUUUAUCGAGUACAUAUAGAUAUGUAUAUCUCUCAAAUCGUAAAACAAUGUUUGUAUAUAUGUGUAAAUAUUGAUAAUUGAUUGUAGAAUUUACUAUGCCAAGAUUUGAGAUGAAUUUUUAGUUUUAUUCUCAUGUAUAAAGAAAACAAAAAUAUGACUAAAACGAAAUGAAAAGAAAUGGAUAGAAAAACAGCCUUUUUUGUUUGUACUUGUUCUUAUUCUCAUCGAAAUUAUAUAUUAAACACUUUGAUCCUCGAUUGAAUUUGAAUUUUUACAUUAUAAGCAAAGUAUAUUUAAUUUUUUUCAUUUGGCUCUUGAGUUAUGUACUGUCUACACUGCUGGCAGUGUUAUUUUUUUCACCCUAUUGAUUUUCAUUGAUUCGUAAUUCACUGUUUAGAAUUAAAAUGUUUAGCACAAAUUUCACGUUUUAUUCUAUUACUCUUGGUUUUAGUUUUAUGGAGAGAACAUAGUUGUUUGCGUGUACAUAGACAAAUUUCAUCAUGAUUUUCGGUAAUAACUGAUUGAGGAAAGAAUCAUAGUACCUAUUUAAAUUUUAACCACUAAAAUAAAUUGAAAUUUAUAAUGACAUUAGGUUUUAUUAUUCUCAAAUUUGUAAUAAAGGUGUAAGAUAGUAAUACAGAUGAAAGCUAAAAUUCUCGUACAGGAGAAUGGUAAACCUGAUGUAACAGAAAUUUUUCAUCCCCUCGACAGUGACUUUAGCCUUCUCCCCCGUCUACUCAACAACUAUUGUACAUUUCUAAAGACGCAAUGCAUAUAAAAAAUAUAUAACAGCAAUUCUGUGAAAAUUCUGCGAAAGAGAGAGAGAGAGAGAGAGAAAGAAAAAAAGUUAAGACAAAAUCUUUAAUUUUACAAAAUAAAGAAUUUCGUUUCAAUACUUUUUGUGACGGUUUUAAUGAGAAAAGAAAUUUAUUGAAACUCAUUUGCAUCUGUUAUUUUCCUAGCUGCAGCAGCUCUGGGGGGUUGGAUCCAGCCCCGAGCUUUUCGUUAUAAAAACUCGAGUGAACUCUUCGGCACUCGUUGGAUGAAUUCCGACUGUUGAUUUCAGUUGUGGGA